AUGAUCCAUACCACCUCCCUCAAGGGUUUCUUCUCAACUCCAAACGCCAUCAUCGUCAUCCUCGCACGCCGCGACACAUGCAAGACGUCUUCGAGCACCACCCCCUCCAAAAACGCCAUCACCGCCAUGGCCGACAGCGCCGAACCACCGUCCUCACCGGGCUGCCCAUUGAGCCCAAUGACCCCAGACCGGGCCAACAAAGCCCAACAAGCUCGUAACCUAUUUACCUCACCUCGCAGUAGUCCUGGAGGUCGAGAUAGCUCCGUCCACGAGAAGAUCUCCCAGUUCAACAAUCUCGCCAUGCAGUCCAAGACUCUCGAGCGCAAGACCGCUGAUGCCGCCCUCAAACGCGCCAUGCUGGGUCGCGAGGAGGCCGAGACCGAGCUGCGCAGGUACAAGGACGAGUCCAAGGUCUUGCGCGUGCAGCUGGAAAAGGGCAAAGAGCGAGAGCAGCGCGUGAGCGAGCGUCUCGAAACCGUCAUGGAACAAUACGGUCGCGCAAAGGAAACCUACGCACACACGAAAGCAGCAUGGGAGAAGGAAAUCAAGCUCGCACGCAAAAAGACAUUCAAGAACGAGUCCCAAAUCAUCAAGCUCCAAGAAGAACUAAAGGCUUCUCGCGAAGGCUGGCGCCUCGCCUCCGACAACCUCGACGCCGAGAAGUUGCGCAACAAGGCCCGCGAGGAAGAAGCUUUCCAAGCUCGCUACCAGAUGGUAGGCAUGGAGCAGGAACUCGGCGAGGCUCUCGAGCGCAUCAAGAUGCUCGAACAGGAACGCGACGUCUACAAGACCCUCGCCAAGGAGGAAGAGGUCGCCCGUAUCGCCGCCGAAGGCCGUAUCCCCCUGCCCAAGACGGCCAACGCCGCGCCCGACGACGAGUUUGCCUCGCCAAAGAAGAAGGGACCGCGCUUCUCUCUCUCCACGGUCGACAUCAUCUCAUCCGCCGCCAGCGAAGGGGAGAUCGAGGAGCUGUCACUCCAGGUGUCGUGGGAGCGUCAACGUGCGGAUCGUGCUCAGGAGCUCGUCGAUUUCCUUCAGGCAGAGUGCGAAUUGCGUUGCUGCCCAUGCGCCAAGUCUCACAGGAGAAGAAGCCUCGUCUCUCCGAGGCAAAGCCUGGCUUCAAACAGAGCGAGCAUCUUGUCACCCAAGCGCAGACUGAUGCCGCCAGCUGAGAUUGCCGAUGCCAGCGAUCUGGUUCUCCUCCGUGGAGGUAGGGAAUCGUCUCCAUCAUUGAGGGCAUCAUUGAGCCCGCCAGUCGAAGACGCUCCCUUCAAGAAGCUAGCUGCGCAUAGGAGAUCUAAGGAAGAGAGGAGAAGCACCAUCUUCUGUGCCCGUGAGGGUAUUUUCCGAACUGUUUCACAGCAAGAAGCCGACGAGAUCGAGGCACAGGAAGAACGAGGAAGACGAGUGAACGAGUCAAGUGAGGAGUCCCCCAACGAACCUCCUACACCACACGAUGCUCCAGAGAGAUACUCGCGGACGCCCUCCCUCGAACCCCCAGACUUUGCUGUUCUUGCGCAAGAACGUAUGUCUCUGGCAUCACUUCUCAAUGCACCCCACGGUGGUGCCCACGGUGAAGUCCACACCGCACCUCUCCCUUCCAUCCCCACCAUGCCCGACACUGAGGAACGCCCGGCAUCCCGCUCCUCAAGGGGCCCCUCGCCAUCGCCCGAUGAUACACUUCGACCCCACACCUCCGCAGCUUUCUACACCAAGACCACGACGACAACCGUCCCCGUCCGCGACGAUAAGCCUCGACCACAGCCUCGGUUCGAGCGUGCGCGUACACCUUCUGGCGGUGACUGCCAAAUGUCCUUUGAUAUCAAUAACCCCGCCAUGACCCCGACCAUGACCCGCGAGGAGGCCCUGGCUCGUAUCCGCGAACGUCGCGGACGCGCCAAGUCCAUCGCCCAAGGCACUGCGACACCCCGCAAGAAGAUGAUUGAGGGCGCCGGCGAGCGGCGAGAUGUUAGCGCCCCCGCCGGUCAGACGGUUCCCAAGGCCAAGGCAUAG
Messenger RNA from Colletotrichum lupini, 2013 nucleotides. RefSeq lists its product as uncharacterized. The record is from RefSeq and is a predicted model, not a curated record. Lineage: Eukaryota; Fungi; Ascomycota; Sordariomycetes; Glomerellales; Glomerellaceae. The transcript has 3 exons. Bases 1 to 2013 code for a protein of 670 amino acids.